AUGGCAAGCUCAGACAAGAAAACUAAAGGAAAGAAAAAAAUUGAGAUUAAGAUCAUUGAAAAUGCGGAUGAUAGGCUCAUCGCAUUUUCUAAACGACGCACAGGAAUUUAUAAGAAAAUCUCUGAGCUCUCUACUUUAUGUGGUGGGGAGAUUCUUUUUAUUAUUUUCUCACCGGCUGGUAAACCUUAUUCGUUUGGGCAUCCUUCUGUUGAAUCUGUCGCUAAACGCUUUUCAAACGCAAGCCAACAUCUUGAGGAAACCAUUGAUGCUCCUAUUGAGACUUACCGUAAGGAAAUAAUCAACUUGCUUGUACAACAUUUCAAUGAUGUCCAAGAGCAACUAGAUCUUAACCUGAGGGAGCUCUACGAACAAGACGAACGCUUCGCAGAGUUUAACAACUUCAUCUCUAUCACGAGGGACAAGAAGAUUGCAGCUAUUUCCUCAAUGGAGGCUCCGAUGGAUGAGGAUGUCCCUUCUUCCUUUCCCCUAGAUAUGGCCCUAAUCUGCAUGCCAGUAUUGGGAGUCCUCAAGGCAUACAUAGACGUGUUCAAGUAG
Molecule: messenger RNA, 555 nt
Organism: Gossypium raimondii (Peruvian cotton)
Lineage: Eukaryota; Viridiplantae; Streptophyta; Magnoliopsida; Malvales; Malvaceae
Product: agamous-like MADS-box protein AGL29
Exons: 3
Coding region: 1-555 (184 amino acids)
Biological process (GO): regulation of transcription by RNA polymerase II
Molecular function (GO): protein dimerization activity; RNA polymerase II cis-regulatory region sequence-specific DNA binding; DNA-binding transcription factor activity, RNA polymerase II-specific
Source: RefSeq, a predicted model, not a curated record